AUGGCAGGGAUCCUCGCCUGGUUCUGGAAUGAGAGGUUCUGGCUGCCACACAAUGUCACCUGGGCGGAUCUGAAGAACACCGAGGAAGCCACCCUCCCCCAGGCGGAGGACCUCUACCUAGCCUUCCCCUUGGCCUUCUGCAUCUUCAUGAUCCGCAUGGUGUUUGAAAGGUUCAUAGCCAAACCAUGUGCCUUAGGCUUAAAAGUCCAAGCCAGUGGACCACAAAAAGCUCAGCCUAAUGCUAUUCUUGAAAAGGUUUUCACUGCAAUUACGAAGCAUCCAGAUGAGAAGAGACUGGAAGGGCUAUCCAAGCAGCUGGACUGGGAUGUACGCAGUAUUCAGCGUUGGUUUCGACAGAGACGCAAUCAGGAAAAGCCGAGCACUCUCAGAAAGUUCUGCGAGAGCACGUGGCGAUUUACAUUUUACCUGUAUAUGUUCAUUUAUGGAGUCCGUCUGCUGAAGCAGAGGACACCUCAAGUGAGCAUUACUCCAUUUGAGCUUUUUGUCUGCAAGAAUGUAGAUAGCAGACCGGUGUUUAAAAAAGAAAGUCCCGAGGCCAGCAAUGGCACUCAGAGAUGUUACCGGACCAGAGCAUACAAGAACUUAACGAAAAAGAAAAUCUACGAGAAAAAUCCAGCAAUUAAACAAACA
Molecule: messenger RNA, 651 nt
Organism: Gekko japonicus
Lineage: Eukaryota; Metazoa; Chordata; Lepidosauria; Squamata; Gekkonidae
Product: ceramide synthase 6-like
Exons: 6
Biological process (GO): ceramide biosynthetic process
Molecular function (GO): sphingosine N-acyltransferase activity; DNA binding
Source: RefSeq, a predicted model, not a curated record